This is a messenger RNA of Meira miltonrushii, 1938 nucleotides long. Its product is annotated as putative purine transporter AzgA. The coding region runs from base 1 to 1869 and encodes 622 amino acids. Gene Ontology annotation, cellular component: plasma membrane. The record is from RefSeq and is a predicted model, not a curated record. Gene Ontology annotation, molecular function: purine nucleobase transmembrane transporter activity. Gene Ontology annotation, biological process: transmembrane transport. NCBI's taxonomy places the organism in Eukaryota, Fungi, Basidiomycota, Exobasidiomycetes, Exobasidiales, Brachybasidiaceae. The transcript is spliced from 2 exons.
AUGGCUUCAAUCAUGCAAAAAUGGCGUGAAACUCGUGAUUCGAUCAAUCAUACAGUCGCACGCUCUUUCGUUGGACGUUAUUUUCGUUUAGAAGGAUGUGGUCACCCUUUAGCCAGAGAAGGUGCAGUGUUCACCCGUGAAUUACGUUCUGGCUUGGUUACAUUUGCUGCAAUGGCAUACAUUAUCUCCGUUAAUGCAUCAAUCCUUUCUUCUACCGGUGGUCCAUGUGUUCAAAAUCCAGGUUUGGCAGAUGAAGCUGCAUAUGAACAAUGCAAAGAACUCGUUCGUCAAGAUUAUGUAACUGCAACAAGUGCAAUCUCUUUCAUCGCUUCUUUUCUCAUGGGCUUACUUGCAAACCUUCCUCUUGGUCUCGCUCCCGGUCUUGGUGUUAAUGCAUACUUUGCAUUCACUGUCGUUGGUGCUGAUGGAAAAGGUUUGAUCCCGUACGGUCAAGCAUUGGCUGCUGUUUUCUUGGAAGGUUGGAUCUUCUUUGCUUUGUCCGUCGUUGGAUUGAGACAAUGGAUGGGAAGAAUUAUGCCUCGUUCACUCACUUUGGCAACGGGUGCAGGUAUCGGAAUGUACUUGGCUUUAAUCGGUUUAGGUCCAAACGGUUUGAGCGUUGUGGGACCAAAUGCUUCUGAUAUUAUCGGACUAGGCGGUUGUCCAGCGCAAUUCAAAGAUGAGUCAGGAAUUUGUCUUUCUCACGUUCUGCAAGAUCCUCGAGUUUGGCUUGGUGUCUUCUUGGGAGGUGUCUUUACCGCAUUGCUCUUCAUGUACCGCGUCCGUGGUGCAUUCUUAUGGCCAAUUCUCUUGGUUGCUGUGGCUUCCUGGCCAAGAUCUGGUUCCGUUACCGAAUUCCCUCACGACGGCUCAACGGGUGAUCAAGGCUUUGAUUUCUUCAAACAAGUCGCAACUUGGCACAAUUUCAGUAAACUUGGUCCAUCAAACAUCAUCUGGAAUUAUGCCUCAGGUCACACUUGGUUGGCAUUGAUAACAUUCUUAUACGUUGACAUCCUCGACACCACAGGUACUUUAUACUCAAUGAGUCGUGCUGCCGGCUUGCUUGAUGAGGCAUUGACCAGCGAUUUUGAAGGAAGCAGCAUUGCUUACCUUACGGACGCAUUCUGUAUCUCAAUGGGCUCACUAAUGGGCUUGAGUCCAAGCACGGCAUUCAUCGAGAGCGCAACGGGUAUCGCGGAAGGUGGUAAAACCGGCCUUACGGGUAUGACAGUUGGCUUCUUCUUUUUCCUUUCGCUAUUCUUUGCGCCAAUUUUUGCAAGUAUUCCUUCUUGGGCCACAGGUGCAACUUUGGUUAUCGUUGGAUCUUUGAUGAUGAAGAGUGCUGCUAGUAUUAACUUUGGAUUUAUCGGAGAUGCGCUCCCUGCCUUCUUGGUCAUCGCUGGAAUUCCGUUCAUGUUCAAUAUCAGUUAUGGUAUCAUUGCUGGUGUUUUGAGCUGGAUCAUUCUUCACAAUGUUCCUCUUCUUCUGGGAAAGAUUCAUCCUUCCCUCUUACCUCCCGGAUGGCAUACCGAAAAAGAACCUUACAACAUCGCUGGAACAUUGAGACGCGGUGGAAAAGCAGCUUCGUUCAAGACUUUACUACCUCCUUGGCUCAUAAAGUUAACAUCUGGAAAUAUGAAAUUCUGGAAAGCCACAGAUGCGGAAAUCGAACAAGUUCUCGAAGGUAGAAGAAUAACACAAAGACAAUACCGUUUGCGCGAAGAACAAGUUCAACGGGAAAGAGAAGAAAUGAGAAGAAUGCAAGCAGGAGAUGAUGUUAAUAACGGUGCAAUGGAUGAAGAAAAUGAAAAGAGUGCUUCGGGAAGCAGUGAUCAAAUUCCCGAUACAAAGCAUAUCGAAGAAGCCUGAGAGAAGGCUUGUAAAAAGUUGUUGUACAAUAUAGUCUGUAAUCUGGAAUGCAAUCUCAGUUUCUGUUGG